AAGAAGCACAUGCCUCCUCCUCUUCAUCUCGAUUACAGCAAGCUGCGGCUGGGCUGAUGUAAAGUUGCAGGUCCGCAGCUGAAUAGACAUUACUGUUAUUUAGUUUCCCCUCCUUAGUGAACUGUCGUAACACCUAGUCUGAUAUGGCGACGGAGAUAACGAAAGGCGUGGAACAAGUCUCAGUGGGUCAGCUAUAUGUGUCGGACAAAUGUGGCAGCGACCAGAAUGGGGACGGCACGGAGCAGAAACCCUUCAAAACUCCUCUCCGGGCUCUGAUGUUUGCUGGGAAGGAACCGUUCCCGACCAUCUACGUAGAAUCACAGAAGGAGGGAGAGCGUUGGGCGGUGAUCUCUAAGACGCAGAUGAAGAACGCAAAGAAGGCCUUUAACCGUGAGCAGAUGAAGUGCGAUGGCAAAGAAAAGAAGGAGGCAGAGGACAACGAGAGGAGAGAGAAGAACCUGGAGGAAGCCAAGAAGAUCAUCAUUGAGAAGGACCCCAGCCUGCCUGAGCCUGAGACGGUUAAAAUACAUCAUCUGGAGGCCAAGAGAGGUCAGAGAGUCAAAGUGUUUGGAUGGAUUCAUCGCCUCAGGAGACAGGGGAAGAACCUGAUGUUUAUCGUGCUGAGAGAUGGAACUGGUUUCCUCCAGUGUGUCCUGUCUGAUAAACUGUGCCAGUGCUACAAUGGCUUGAUGUUGUCCACAGAGAGUACUGUAGCUCUGUAUGGGACUGUCACGCCAGUUCCGGAGGGGAAACAGGCACCCGGAGGCCACGAGCUGCACUGUGACUUCUGGGAGCUGAUUGGCUUAGCUCCGGCAGGCGGGGCUGACAACCUGCUGAACGAGGAGUCGGACGUGGACGUCCAGCUGAACAACCGACACAUGCUGAUCAGAGGAGAAAACGUCUCCAAGAUCCUCCGAGUCCGAUCCACCGUCACACAGUGCUUCAGGGACCACUUCUUCAGCCGCGGAUACUAUGAGAUCACUCCUCCGACCCUGGUGCAGACUCAGGUGGAGGGCGGCUCCACGCUGUUUAACCUCAACUACUUUGGCGAGCAGGCAUACCUGACGCAGUCCUCCCAGCUCUACCUGGAGACCUGCAUACCCGCCCUGGGCGACACCUUCUGCAUAGCCCAGUCGUACCGGGCCGAGCAAUCCCGCACCCGCAGACACCUGUCCGAAUACACUCACAUCGAGGCAGAGUGUCCCUUCAUAUCGUUUGAGGAUCUGCUGAACAGACUGGAGGAUCUGGUGUGUGACGUGGUGGACCGAGUGCUCAAAUCUCCUGCUGCACAGCUGCUCUAUGACAUCAACCCCAGCUUCAAACCCCCCAAGAGGCCAUUCAAGAGGAUGAACUACACUGAAGCCAUCGACUGGCUCAGAGAGCACGACGUCAAGAAGGACGACGGCUCCUACUACGAGUUUGGAGAGGACAUCCCUGAGGCUCCAGAGAGGUUGAUGACCGAUACCAUCAACGAGACCAUCCUGCUCUGUCGUUUCCCGGCUGAGAUCAAAUCCUUCUAUAUGCAGCGCUGUGCCGAGGACAAACGCCUCACUGAGUCGGUCGACGUGUUGAUGCCAAAUGUUGGCGAGAUCGUUGGAGGCUCGAUGCGUAUCUGGGAUGCCGAGGAGCUGCUGGAGGGAUACAACAGGGAGGGGAUCGACCCGACCCCGUACUACUGGUACACUGACCAGAGGAAGUAUGGCACGUGUCCUCACGGUGGUUACGGUCUGGGUCUGGAGCGUUUCCUCACCUGGCUGCUGAACAGACAUCACAUCAGAGACGUGUGUCUGUACCCACGGUUUAUCCAGCGCUGCCGACCCUGAACACACACACACACACACACACACACACACACACGGAUAUAUUCUGUUAGUAUAUCUGGACCUGGCAUGUGGCAGUGCUCUGUGACUCAUAAAAUGUGUUGCUACAAUAUAAAAUCAAAUAACAAUGUUUUGUCCCUUUAGUUGUUUUAUUUUCUGUAUCGAACCUCAAUCAAAGUAAACUCCAUGAUGUCUCACCACAUUUUUUUUACUGCUUUGAGGACCACAAGCCGAGCGCCAUAUUAUAUUCAAAAAAUGCAGACAUCACUAUGGCCGGGAACUCCAAAACUCGGCAACUCACACCAAAACAAUCUAGAUGGAAAAAUAGCACUACAGGCAAGAGGGGAAAAAAAAUUUUGAUCGUGGGAUUCACUGUCCCUUUUUAAAUAGAAAUUGAAAAUCAAACACUCGGAUGCGAACGAAAUCCUAUCGAAUAAAAUCUGAAUCUGUAUGAAAAGGUCUUCUGGCUGUUUGGGACCGAAAACUACAAACUUCACAAAGACUCACUUGGUGAAAAGAAUAGAGACAUUUUCUCGUAAUUCUAUCUUUCUCAUAGGUACGAGAUCUGUUCUAGAUAAAGUCUCCAAUUCUUUUCUUUGGUGAAUGCUACUGUAUGUACUUCCAAAUUUGCAACAAAUGUCAGCGACGGUUACAGAACGUUUGCGUCCCUGUGAUGUCACAAAAACAACAGCGCUGCUUUUGCGCACUCGUCAUGUAUUUGGGAACAUUUCACUUCUUGCAGCUGUGUCUGGAAAUCAUAGGUAGAAAUAAAAUGUGGGCGGCAGCCUGUCCCAUCAAAUGAUGUCAUUGGUGGUUUAAAAAUGCUUCGGGGUCUCAUCAUGUUUGUGUGUUCUGCCUCUUCAUGGGAAAAUAAUCAACUCAAUAAACUGCCCAUUGGGAUAAAAUGGGAUUCAAACA
Messenger RNA from Siniperca chuatsi (mandarin fish), 2738 nucleotides. It is a transcript of the gene nars1, whose product is annotated as asparaginyl-tRNA synthetase 1. The record is from RefSeq and is a predicted model, not a curated record. Gene Ontology annotation, biological process: asparaginyl-tRNA aminoacylation. Gene Ontology annotation, cellular component: cytoplasm. Gene Ontology annotation, molecular function: ATP binding; asparagine-tRNA ligase activity; nucleic acid binding. The coding region runs from base 144 to 1823 and encodes 559 amino acids. The transcript has 15 exons. NCBI's taxonomy places the organism in Eukaryota, Metazoa, Chordata, Actinopteri, Centrarchiformes, Sinipercidae.